AUGGGUAAGAAAAACACUAAAGGUGGUAAGAAAGGUAGAAGAGGUAAGAAUGAAACCGAUGGUCCAAAACGUGAAUUAAUCUACAGAGAUGAAGGUCAAGAAUAUGCCCAAAUUACUAAGAUGUUAGGUAACGGUAGAGUCGAAGCUUCCUGUUUUGAUGGUAUCAAGAGAAUGGCUCAUAUCAGAGGUAAAUUAAGAAAGAGAGUAUGGAUGGGUCAAGGUGAUAUUAUUUUAGUUUCUUUAAGAGAUUUCCAAGAUGACCAGUGUGAUGUCGUCCAUAAAUAUAAUCUAGAUGAAGCUAGGGCUUUGAAAACCCAAGGUGAAUUACCAGAAAACGCUAAAAUUAAUGAAACUGAUAACUUCGGUUUCGAAUCUGAUGAGGAUGUUAACUUCGAAUUCGGUAAUGCUGAUGAAGAAAGUGAAGAAGAAGAUGAUUCCGAAUUUGAUAUUGAUGAUAUUUAA
Molecule: messenger RNA, 462 nt
Organism: Tetrapisispora phaffii CBS 4417
Lineage: Eukaryota; Fungi; Ascomycota; Saccharomycetes; Saccharomycetales; Saccharomycetaceae
Gene: TIF11
Product: translation initiation complex factor eIF1A
Exons: 1
Coding region: 1-462 (153 amino acids)
Biological process (GO): translational initiation
Cellular component (GO): cytoplasm
Molecular function (GO): translation initiation factor activity; RNA binding
Source: RefSeq, a predicted model, not a curated record